Trematosphaeria pertusa is the source of this 963-nucleotide messenger RNA. RefSeq lists its product as uncharacterized. NCBI's taxonomy places the organism in Eukaryota, Fungi, Ascomycota, Dothideomycetes, Pleosporales, Trematosphaeriaceae. The record is from RefSeq and is a predicted model, not a curated record. The transcript is spliced from 3 exons. The coding region runs from base 1 to 963 and encodes 320 amino acids.
AUGCCUCUCGUCGCAAAGCCCUCGUCCCGCGCAAAGCCGUCUCAGUCCAAGAAGCGGCGCCUCCGAGCAGCGGCCCUCGAGUCGUCCCCCUCGGCGGGAAACCGUACCGCACUAGUCCUAGUCUGGUCCACAACAUACCCUUCAUCGGCGGCUAGCGCAUCCACCUCCGAGCAGCCGACGACCAUAAUCCCAACGACCUUAUACGUAAGGGUGCGCUUGGAGCGGAUGGCUUUGACCACAAGGCCAUCGCCUAGGGAACCAAAGCCAGGCAUCUCGAUAUUCUCAUACGGUCAUGACGUGCGAGCCCAUCGGCACCGGCCUCGUCCAAGGCUCCACGCGAGCUCCGCUCCGAGAUGGUUAGCUACGCUCCCAUGCCGACCGACAAGCCACACAUCUUCCGAGGACGACUUGCUCCGGGAGUUGGCCGUCUAUGAUGGCACUACGACGGGCACGGGAGACGGCGAAGGAAUAGGCAGCAUACGCAGCAGCUACGACGAUGUGCACAAGCAGCUGCUUAGGCACUGCUCGUUCUUCGCAGAGCGCAGCCCGCACAGCAUUGACUUCCUGCUCGAGCACGUCACCUACGCGGAGAUGAGGAGCUUGAUCGAGAGCUGUUCCCCUUCCUUCGCUUCCCCUCCGCCGAGCCCUAUGCAGCUGGACAUGGGCCCUGCGACGACGACCCCGCCGACCUCAACCGCCCCUCUCGCCCGACUUUCGAGCUUUCGUCCAGGUCAGGUUGGUCGGCGAGCCGAUCGAGUUUCCCGGCUCGGGCACCGUCGCCGUCUCCUUCCGCCGUCACGCUUCUUCGUUUUCAAGAAGGACCAGGAAGACACCAAGGGGCGUCCAGAGCCCGUGUACGUCGCCGGCAGCGUCCGCGGCGCAGACCUAGACCGGCUGUGCCACACCCCCGACAGGUGGCAGGAUGACUACCAUAAUACAAUGCAGUUGUGGCUCACUCGCUAG